Oncorhynchus masou masou (cherry salmon) is the source of this 5393-nucleotide messenger RNA. Its product is annotated as FERM, ARHGEF and pleckstrin domain-containing protein 1-like. Gene Ontology annotation, molecular function: guanyl-nucleotide exchange factor activity; cytoskeletal protein binding. The transcript is spliced from 26 exons. Gene Ontology annotation, cellular component: cytoskeleton. The coding region runs from base 22 to 4203 and encodes 1393 amino acids. Lineage: Eukaryota; Metazoa; Chordata; Actinopteri; Salmoniformes; Salmonidae. The record is from RefSeq and is a predicted model, not a curated record.
ACGGUAGCACAACCGAGCACCAUGGUGGAGCCCGAGCACAGAGCAUCAGCAGCCCAGCGUCUUGGAGCCCAGGAGACCCUGGGCAUCAGCACCCUGGACCCUGGCCACCGGCCUCCAACAAUGCCCCCUGGACGCCACGUCUCCAUUAAGAUACGCAUGUUGGACGACACAGAAGAGGUCUUCGACGUCUCGCAAAGAGCCUCUGGCAAGGUGGUGUUUGACCUGGUGUGUACCCACCUGAACCUCGUUGAAGGCGACUACUUCAGCCUAGAGUACCAAGACCACCACAAGAUGAUGGUUUGGCUAGACCUCCUUAAGCCAAUAGUCAAGCAGCUGAGACGGCCCAAGCACACAGUCCUGCGAUUUGUGGUGAAGUUUUUCCCCCCUGACCACACCCAACUACUGGAGGAACUGACUAGGUACCUCUUCGCCCUGCAAGUCAAGCAUGACCUUGCCUGUGGACGUCUGGCCUGCAACGACAGUAGCGCGGCCCUGCUGGUCUCCCAUAUUAUCCAGUCUGAGAUUGGGGACUUUGAGGAGAGCCAGAGUCGGCAGCACCUCCUCAACAACAGCUACAUUCCAGACCAGGUGGCUCUGAUCGACAGGAUCAUGGAGUUCCACUCCAAGAAUGUGGGUCAGACGCCAGCAGAGUCGGACUACCAGCUGCUGGAGGUGGCACGCAGGCUGGAGCUGUACGGAGUGAGACUGCAUCCUGCCAAGGACCGCGAGGGCAGCAAGCUGAGCCUGGCCGUGGCGCACACUGGUGUCCUGGUCUUUCAGGGACACACCAAGAUCAAUGCCUUCAACUGGUCCAAAGUGCGCAAAUUGAGCUUCAAACGGAAGCGGUUUCUCAUCAAGCUCAGACCAGACCUGAACAGCUCUUACCAGGACACUCUGGAGUUCCUGAUGGGUAGCAGGGACUGCUGUAAAGUCUUCUGGAAGAUCUGUGUGGAAUACCACGCCUUUUUCCGCCUCUUCGAGGAGCCCAAACCCAAACCCAAGCCUGUCCUCUUCACCCGAGGCUCCUCCUUCAGAUUCAGCGGUCGGACCCAGAAGCAGGUGAUUGAUUACGUGAAGGAUUCUGAGUUUAAGAAGAUUCCCUUUGAAAGGAAACACAGCAGGGUCCAGCACAGCAGCAGCCGUCUGUCUCCACUGCCUUCCCCGCACCGCCCUCAAGUGCCAAAAGAAGUCAGUGUCUCCUUCGAGAGUGUGAGCCGUGCUCCAGGAGACGUAGUGGACUCUCCGCCACGCCGUCACUGGAAGGAGUCCGUGUUGGUGAGCGCCGAAGACCCAUCGGCCCUGCGGACCAGAAGCAGCCCCUCCAGCCAGAGGAAUGGGGCACACAGCGAGGAAAGGCCAGGCCCCGGGGCAGAACCAGGCCCAGCCAGGCAGCCCCACCCAGAACAUCUGAACACAGGUCCAGCCUCCCGGGGCGCUAAGGGCAGCAGCUCCUCCAUCCCCUACAUUGACUGCAGUGAUAUAGAUAGUGAAUACGACGUGGCCAAGGGCCGGGUUACCAGGUCUCACCCUAAUGAGAGCUAUGGGGAGGAGGUGGCGGGCCCCCGCUGUGGCAGUAUAAACGAGCGAGAACUCGCUCUGGGUAGGAUGAGGUACAUGGAGUCCCCUCCCUCCCCAAAACCCCCCCUCAAUAUGAGCCGUGCAUUAGAUGAGUCGGGAAACCUGUCAUUCUUCGGCGGGGGUCCGCCACGUGGCCCUCUCCAUAGUACUAUGAUGGAGGAUUUGGGGGGUCGUGGUAUUGGGGAUCAGCGUAGCAGCAGCCCCCUGACAGUCCGCCAUAUGUUAGGCUCUAAGAGCACCACGUCAAGCCCCGUUAUGAGCACCUUCCACCGGACAGGUUCGCUCAGCCACGCCGAUCAGAACGGCUACGGCUCCCGGCUCCCGCGCUGGGACGAACCGGGUCACGGGGGCUUUAACGCCCGGGGGGGCCCUGGGGGGCCCCGAGAUGAGGGCCAGGCCCCGCCAAACUACGGCAGCUACUCACCCAUCGUGGCCCGCUCGCCACACUUACAGAAGCUCCACAACAUGCGUAACCGUUCCGACACUGACCCCUUCGUCCUGAGCCCGCAGCAGGCCACCUCCACGCCCUCCCACGAUCCCCGACCCGUCGUCUCCCGCAACGAGCGCAUGGCUGCUCUGGAGCGUCGUAUGAUGGCCAAUGGCCUGUCUGCCCCCGGCCAGCCCAAGCCCAGCCCCUUACAGAAGCUGUACAGCCGGGGUGGCGUAGACCACAUAGGGGCUGUUCAGAUGAUUGACGGCUCCACCAGCAGUGGCACUGAGUCCAGUGACUCGGAGACCGAGACCACCACGGGCAGCUCCAGCAGCCACCCGCUGACCUAUGGUAACCCCAUGGCCAUGGGGGUCAACUCCUCCCCCAUGCCCAGGAACAAAUACUCAUUCGGUAGCCUCCAGCUGGAUGAGGAGUUGGAGGAAGAUGGCUGCCUUAAUUUUAGUGACGAGGACGGGGCUCAGGUCCCUCAUCUCUCCGCCUCCUCCGGUAACUCCCAGGGCAUGGUCAAUGGUCAGAAGCCGGUCGAGCUCUGUGGUCACAGUCCGGACGGUCGGCAGCCCUCCCCCCUUACCAGCCCCCUGCUCAACGAUGCCGGAAGCGUGCGCACCGAUGAUGAAGACGAGGUUCGGAGGAAGAGAUUCCCCACCGACAAGGCCUACUUUAUUGCCAAGGAGCUGCUGACCACAGAGAGGACCUAUCUGAAGGACCUGGAGGUCGUGACUGUGUCUUUUCAGAACUUGGUGGGUAAAGAUGAAGCUGCACCGGACUCCCUGAAGAGCACCAUCUUCUCCAACUUUGACCCUCUGUACAAGUUCCACUCCGGCUUCCUCAGAGAGGUGGAGCAGAGACUGGCUCUAUGGGAAGGGCGCUCCAAUGCCCACAUUAAAGGAGAUUACCAGCGCAUCGGUGAUGUCAUGCUGAAGAAUCUACAGGGCCUGAAGCCGCUGACUGCCCACCUCCAGAAGCACUCGGAGGCCCUGGUGGAGCUGGAGAAGGCAUGCCGGGGCUCCCGGAGGCUGGAGGUGCUGGUCCGGGACUUUGAGCUGCAGAAGGUGUGCUACAUCCCUCUCAACGUGUUCAUCCUCAGGCCCCUGCACCGCCUCUUGCAUUACAAGCAGAUCCUGGAGCGUCUGUGCAAACACUACCCCCCCACACACGUGGAUUUCAGGGACUGCAGAGCCGCGCUGGCGGACGUGUCAGAGGUGGUGGCCCAGCUCCACGGCAGCAUGAUCAAGAUGGAGAACUUCCAGAAGCUUCUGGAGCUUAAGAAGGAUUUGAUUGGCAUCGACAGUCUAGUCACUCCAGGGCGGGAGUUCAUCCGGCUAGGUUGUCUCAGCAAGCUGUCUGGAAAAGGCCUCCAGCAACGAAUGUUUUUCCUGUUCAAUGACGUCCUCUUGUAUACGAGUCGAGGGAUGACGGCGACGAACCAGUUCAAAGUGCAUGGGCAGCUCCCUCUCCAUGACAUGACAAUCCGGGAGAGCGAGGACGAGUGGGGUGUGCCUCACGCCUUCACCCUGGUUGGGCAGCGUCAGUCAGUGGUGGUAGCAGCUAGUUCCCUGUCAGAGAUGGAGAAGUGGAUGGAGGACAUUAAGAUGGCCAUUGACUUGGCAGAGACCAGCAACGGCCACACGGCUGACCUGCUGGCCAGAGGUCUGACUGAUAACAAAUCCACAACAGAGGACUCCUGUGCGGAGGCAGAGUCUGAGGACGACCUGAUGGCGUCACGCACCUCCCUGGAGAGGCAGGCCCCUCACCGUGGUAACACCACGGUGCACGUGUGCUGGCACAGGAAUACCAGCGUGUCCAUGGUGGACUUUAGCAUAGCUGUGGAGAAUCAGCUGUCAGGAAACCUGCUGAGGAAGUUCAAGAACAGCAACGGCUGGCAGAAACUCUGGGUGGUCUUCACCAACUUCAGCCUGUUCUUCUACAAGACCCACCAGGAUGAUUAUCCUCUGGCCAGUCUCCCCCUGUUGGGCUACUCGGUCACCAUCCCCACUGAGUCUGAAAACAUCCACAAGGACUAUGUCUUCAAACUGCAUUUCAAAUCCCACGUCUACUACUUCAGAUCUGAGAGCGAAUACACUUUUGAGAGGUGGAUGGAGGUCAUUCGCAGUGCCACCGUCUCUGCCAGCAGCACCCGCAUUCUGAGCCGGAAAGAGCCCCAUCCGUACUGAUCCAAAGAGCAAGGGCUCUCUCCCUGUCUCCAUGCCUCUUCUCCCUACCACAAUCUCCCAUAGGGUCUGGCCACAUCUAGCCUCUCAUCACACUAUGACUCCCCAAGCAGCAAGCUGAAGCAGAGCCCAUCUGGCGCCACAUUCACUUCACUUCUCUGGACACUCUUGAUUUCCUUUUCUACACAUAUCUGGGACAUAUGUACAUUGAGCAGUGUCCAUGCACAAUCUUGGUGCUUUUUAAUGCUUUAAUGGUGACAUGUCCGCUGGUUUAGACUGCAUCAGAGACUGCAUUUUCAGCAUUUUUACUCAGCUCUGAACCUCUUUUUGUAGGAUGCCAUUUUAUACUGUUUUCUAACGGGCUGAAUCACUUACUGUACUUCUGGUUUCACAUUCUGUCAUUGGAUUGUUUUUAUGGUGGGAACAUGUUGAUACAGAGAUUCUGCAUUUUAAAACUUUUUUUUCAUAGAUGGUUAGAAUAUCACUGCAUCCUCAAGAUUUGUGUCUCCUUGUUUACUUUAAGGGGGAAAAUAAUAAUGAAAAAAUGAUAAUAAAAAAGUGCCAAACAGUUUAACCAUUUUCCUACACUUUUAAUGCAAUUUUACUACAUUGGUGGUGAGGAGACUUGAAAUGUGUUGUAAGAAAAAAAAAAAAAAAGUCACUUUAAAUUCCAUUUUUCUUUUAAUAAGAUGUCUCUGGACAGUGAGAGACCUUGUGAUAAGUAAGAUAUCAGAAUAUUUUGUUGUAUCAUCGACUUAACUCUAGAACUACUUAUAAAGCUAUCAGGGUAGUUACCAUCACCACUAACGCCAUUAUUCAAGUGAAGUGAAUAUUCCUGGUAUGCUUUGUUGUAAGGAUACUUCAGAGGGUGUUCUGAAGACUAUUAUAUUCCACCCUCAAUUGUGUGAGAAAUGUGAGAUGUUCAUAAUCUGUGUAUUAUGAAGGAAACUGUAAUGGAAAGCUUUAAAGAAUAUGUGUGAAACAAAAUCUAAACUUUCAGUUCCAAGCACCAUUGCCCUUGUUGGACUAGGCUGCCUCCCAUAUGUAAAGAGACCUUUACAAGUCUAAAUUUAAAUGGAUAUAUGCAUAUGACAGAGAGGGAAAACUUUGGUUUUCCUUAUUGAGGGAAUGCUGUGUUUUCCCAGACACCAGAGAGCGCUUUGGAAAUGAAAGCAAUAAAAACCUAAUUUGAA